Colletotrichum phormii is the source of this 811-nucleotide messenger RNA. RefSeq lists its product as uncharacterized. The transcript is spliced from 3 exons. Lineage: Eukaryota; Fungi; Ascomycota; Sordariomycetes; Glomerellales; Glomerellaceae. The record is from RefSeq and is a predicted model, not a curated record. The coding region runs from base 309 to 686 and encodes 125 amino acids.
CAGGAGGGACUGAAGCUACCCAUACACUGCCCGCCAGUGGAAUAAACGGGUUUAUUCGUAUUCUCUUAUUAUUUAUAUAACCUAGGAAGGGAAGACGAGAGUCUGCGAUUAGAGUCCCGGGGGACAAAGAUUACUUUAGUUAAAGACGAGGUAAGUCUUCUUGGGGUUUGAGUUAUGCGUUUGAACACAUACGGAUCAGCGGAGCGAUUCGGACCAAAGGGUUGUGAGAGCAACGACCGGUACGGAGGCUUAAAACCAUCAGGUUAUGGUUUUCUCUUCUUCGCUAUACUUAUUUGGCAGGCCAAAGGAUGGAAUCAAACCAACAGUUGGGGACUGGUGGACUCACCGACGGGGCAGUCGGAAACCUCUCAAACAGCGCUGUGCAAGCGAUGGGUCUGGUAGAGACCAGCUGUUAUAGCGGAGUGAGAAACGGAGCGGGUGAUGCAGGAACCUUCCACCGGGUAGAGUGGCAAGUCUUUAGGCUAAGCGGAGCACUGCGGUUGGGAAACGCGGAACUAGGCAUACUACUCAACAGGAUUGUUGGGGCGGGACGCUGGAGGGUCAGGGAGGCGAAUGGAACUUGGUUCAUUAUGUUGCCGCGCAACGUCGACAAGAGUGAUGCCUUGAGGCACGGGUUACGCGAAGCUGAUAGUAAGUUCAAGUGGUGGUGCCACUGUGGUAAGUAGCCCGGAGGGCCGUGGCUAGGAUAGCCGGUAGAACGAAGUGAUGGAUGGAAUCGACCAAGGAGACUUGGGCUAGAUGCUAGUAGCAUAGGAGUUAGAUAAACAGAGUGAAUUCAAUUGGUUAAGAU